This is a messenger RNA of Esox lucius (northern pike), 5923 nucleotides long. RefSeq names its product TBC1 domain family member 12. NCBI's taxonomy places the organism in Eukaryota, Metazoa, Chordata, Actinopteri, Esociformes, Esocidae. The transcript is spliced from 13 exons. The coding region runs from base 287 to 2980 and encodes 897 amino acids. The record is from RefSeq and is a predicted model, not a curated record.
ACGUCAUGAAUAUUUAAAAAUGGCUGUGGAGGUGUUGCUGAGUGCUACUAAGAUAUGUAGUUACUUUGUCAGGUCUGCAGCCCUAUCGUCAUUUAAAUAAUAUUUCGCUUAACGUUAGUCCAAACAAUAGGCUAUGUCUGUGGGCCUGCUGGAGUGAAAGCAACAGACAUAAUGUUAACUCUGUCAAAGAACAACGACAAAGUGGGAGCUGAGCCGUCCGAGGUGGGGACGCUGCAGGAUUUUUGUCCGAAGCUGCAGCUGACUAGCUUCGCGGACGGUAAAUAAAAUGGAAACAGCAGAACUAGGAGAUGGGGUUCUUGAUUUUCCAAUCGAUGUCAACGAAAAUGAAGAGGCAGUUACAUCUUACGGUUCACACGUCGACUGCAAUAUAAUAGCGAAGUCUCACCCUUUCAACGACAACAGAAGCCGGCCAUGCACUGUCGAGAAUGGUCAAGCGGGUUAUGUUUAUAUAGCCAGUAAGGGGAAGAAUACUAUCGUAGACUGCGUCGUUUUGCCCUCGCAUGAAGUCCGAGUUGGGAAUACAAUAAUGUUGGAUUUGGUUACAGAAUUUCUUCCUAGUCAGAGUCAUGAAAGUUGUGUAAUUUCAGACCUGUGCAACGACCACAGAUGUAAUGGAUUUAUUGACGCUGACAGAAGGGCCCUUUCCUCCCCAGACACCGCUACAAGCGCAUACAGACAAGAGGGUAACAGGAUGUUACUGCAGCUGGGUCAUGUUUCAGAGCGAGGUGAAUUUAGGGAUUGCGUGGGGGAUACUCGAGAUUUAAAUUCGGACAAACUGAACAUGGGGGAUUCUAAUCCAGGACCACUGAUUCCAUCUCUGUCAUGUUCAGACAACCUUGAACAGAGUUGCACUUGCACAACCCCUGGUGAUUCAGACAUGAAGAUUUCCAAUAGCGAAACGGAUUAUUUAUCCAGUGACGAUUGGUCUACAGAUGUAGAUACAGAUUAUUGUAGCCAGGUAGACACCCACAAACUGCUAUGCCAAGACAUAGACCAGCUUUACUUUUCUGUCAAGGAAGUAAAUGUAGCAAAUGAUGGCCUACAUAUUGCAAAUGCUGAAGCAACAAGUGCUUGUGUUGCUGUUUCCUCAAACGUUCCUUUAAAUGAGGUUGCUUUUAAUCCGCAGCUCCAAAACAUCGAGUCACCUCCAUCAUGUAAGAGGAAUAGUGGGGGGUUGAGGCAUGGAGAUACAGAGGAAGUACUAGCUGCUGCCAAGACCCUUAAUGCUGGGAGCGAUGUUCUGAACCCUGAGGAUGUACCCUCAGAAUCUAGUGCCAAACUCCAGUCUCCCUGCCUGUCAACACUUUCUGAACACAUCAGCAUCACUGAGCCCAGCACUAGAGAGGACUUGAGUGAGUGCAGUCUCCCAACUAGGCCUCUUAACCUCAGGACGGACCCACACAUCACCGUCACUCUUAGCUGCGAUGCCACCCCUCUCAGCCCUGAAGAUGGAGACAUGUUUUUCAGGGAUGAGGGGUGCAUCGACUGUCGUCGUCAAAGUGCCCCAGAGAAACUCCCAGAUGGGUUGACAUCUCUGCCCUCCUCUUCAAAGAAGUUUGGAAUCUCAGAAUUUUUCACCAGGAGCCUGUUUUCUAGGAAGCCCAAAGAGCCCAAGUCACCUUCCCAGGUUGGUCCAGGGUGGAAAUUGUUUGGAAAGGUCUCUGUAAGAGAGAAGACUGAUAUAGAGACUAAAGACAACUUCACCAUCCAGCAGGAGUGUUCACUGAAGGAGCGAUCGUCCACACGCCCACAGGCCCAGGUCUCUGUAACACGGAGGAAAAACCUGGAGUUUGAGCCCCUCUCCACCACAGCUCUAAUUCUAGAGGAUAGGCCACCGAACCUUCCUGCUAAGUCGGUUGAGGAGGCGUUGCGCCACAAACAGGAGUAUGAUGAGAUGGUGGCAGGAGCCAAGAGAAGAGAGAUGAAGGAGGCCCAGAGGAAGAAACGUCAGAUGAAGGAGAGGUUUAAACAGGAGGACAGCAUUGCCAACGCCAUGAUCAUCUGGAAUAAUGACAUCCUACCCAACUGGAACUGCAUGCGUAACACGCGCCGGGUCAGAGAGCUCUGGUGGCAAGGCCUCCCGCCCAGCAUCAGAGGACGAGUCUGGAGCCUGGCCAUCGGCAACGAGCUCAAUAUCACCCCUGAGCUCUAUGAGAUAUUUCUGUCUCGGGCUAAGGAGAGGUGGAGGUGCUUUAAUGAGACCAUCUUGGAUAAUGACGUGCAGGACUUGGGAUCAUUGCAAGCCGAUAGAGAGUCGAGUCUCGACCUGAUAAAGCUGGACAUCUCCAGGACAUUUCCCUCUCUGUUUAUAUUUCAGAAGGGUGGGCCCUAUCAUGACCUCUUGCACAGUGUUUUGGGGGCGUACACGUGUUAUAGACCAGAUGUGGGCUAUGUCCAGGGAAUGUCAUUCAUCGCUGCAGUUCUUAUCUUAAAUUUGGAGGAAGCUGAUGCUUUCAUUGCCUUCGCUAACCUGCUCAACAAGCCCUGUCAGAUGGCCUUCUUUAGAGUGGACCAUGAGUUGAUGUUGAAAUACUUUGCUGCUUUUGAGGUGUUCUUUGAAGAAAACCUCCCUCGGCUAUUCAGUCACUUUCAGAUCAACAACCUUACCCCAGAUCUCUAUCUCAUAGACUGGAUCUUCACCCUGUACAGUAAGUCCUUGCCAUUGGACGUGGCUUGUCGUGUGUGGGAUGUGUUCUGUCGGGACGGGGAGGAGUUUCUGUUCCGAACAGCCCUGGGCAUCCUGCGCCUGUACCAGGAUGUCUUACUGCAGAUGGACUUCAUCCACAUUGCCCAGUUCCUCACCCGUCUGCCUGAAGGCAUGGCCCCUGACAGCCUGUUCAGCUGCAUCGCUGCCACACACAUGAUCAGCAACAACCGCAAGUGGGGCCAGGUCUUCUCUGCAUUGACGAAGGAUGGUAAUAAGGAAAUAGCCAACCACAGUCCUGCUCUAAGAAGCUAACAGUUUACAGAUUAACCCGGUACCUAAUGUUUUUCUGAAUGUAUGACAUGGACUCAUUCAAUUUCCUCUGUGUAGUAUUGCUUAGAACAGGAUUGCUUUGACUGGUUAUGAAAUGGAUACCAAAUGGAUAAAUGCUAGGACUAAUGAGAAAGUAGCAAUACUCAAAGAUGGCACCGGCAUUGUCACCCAGAGUGCAUCAGAGAACCAAUAACAGCUGUGAAGCUUGAAAUCCGACGUGUAUGUUUUAGUAAGCCUGUAAAGCUCAAUUAUUUUUGUGUGAAAAUAUGUGUUUAUAAGGUAAGAGUCGACAAACUAAGGCCCAGGGGCCAGAUAUGGCCUGCAGGCCAAUGCAAUCCAGCCCUCUGUAGGUUUGGGUAAAAAACUCUUAAACAUGAAUUUCAAAAUCCUGAUCUGUUAUUUGAUCAGAAAUGUUUGUCCACCCCUGGGUUAAACAACAUUUCUCCAUAUUUUAAAUGUGAACUUGAGGAUAUUUACUUGUAUACAUGUAGUAUAUGUUUAUAAGUAUUGAUAUAUGGUAUUUUUUUUCCAGAUACACUAAUUAAAGAGGACCCUUGGCAUACAGUGGUUCUGAAAUAAGAAAUACCAUUGGUAAACUAAAGUGAGACACUAAUGUCAUAAAUAUAGCAGUGGCCUCCUGUUCCCAUGUACUUCUGCACCAUGGGUUCAAUUUGAACCCACUGUCCAAUCUGCAAUUUGUUUUCCUACUUUCCUGUCUUAAGUGUAAAAUAUCCAAAUAAUUGAACCCUGAGUGGCUCAAUUAUCAAUACUGAACAGUAACUACAAUAAAUGUGCAGUUACAAACGGAUCUGGACCCUGAUCCAAUACUUCUAUCAUCUUCUACCAUUGUGCUCUUGAUCAGUGCACCAAGUAAAAUAACGACUAUGUUAGGCUGCUGUAUAAAACACCCAUCAGCCCCUCUGUCUGAAGAGCUGCUUGGUGUACCGACACUAGAUCCAACCCUGAAUCGCAUCUAAGCUUUUCAAGGUAUUGUCUUGUAAUUUAUGGUUAGGCUACAAUGUAGUUAGUGGGGAUUGGGUGGGGGCCUGCGCACAAUAGUUCUCCAAAUGGAUGGGUUCAAUGGAUAUGUAAGAAAGGGGAAAAAAAAGACUGGUCUUUUAUUAAAUGAUUCCCCAACUUGAAUCGUGGACCAAAUGCAUAAGCUAGGCUACUUGAAUAUGUAUAGGGUAGCCAUGGUGACUAGAUAUGUUUUUCUACAAACAUUAAUCAGAAGUGAUCUGUUAUAUAGGCCCAGCAUGUUUGUUGAUUCUGCUAAUUAACUGUAUUUUGGUGGAGGUGUGACUACUGCUGAUGACAUUUAAUGCUUAGCUAAAAAAAAAAUUGAAAUAAUGAUAACUUAGUCAGUUGUUAAAAUGGUAUCUAGUUAGUUUGUUGUCUGUCAUUAUUUUGUAGGCUAAGUCAUGCCAUUCGCUCACCUCGAGCAACAUCUGAUUUGCGUACUGGCACACAAUACGCAAGAGAAUUUGCAUGCACAGCUUCUCGAGACCCGUUGGAGACGAGGGUCAGAGAGGAGGCGCCUAUGGCCUUCUCAGUCACUGCGUUUUUGUAGGGAUACGGGGAUAGGAGACCCAAAGAAUUCAAACGGAACAGCGCAUUUUCUUUACUUACAGAUGUUUACUAACACUUUGAUAAACAGAAUUCAUGGACAAGUGGCAGGUAGAAAGUGAAAUCAUUAUUCACUACAUUAAUGCCUACAUUGCUAUUAAAAAUAUAUAUAUCGAUGAAGCACUCCGGACAGCUCCGGCACUAGUCGAGCACCCAAAGGUUAGGAUACCUGUAUGUGGUUGCAAAAGACAAAUUUGCAUUGGUAGCGUGCUUCGGAAAGCUCUGGCUCAAGUCAAGCUCUGGAUUGUUCUGAGUCACAAAAAAGGAAAAUGAGCUCACACAGAACCAAACAAUAUGGAAGCAUUGUUAUUAUUUGCGAGAGUUAGUGCUAAAGUGAGUCCAAUUAGGACAAGUCAAGUUCAUUUAGCACAUGUACUGUACCUUGAAUUUGUCAACAACCACCCAUAGUCCAGCCAUCCUUAACAGUUGCAUCAUGUAGCUUUGGUCUACAUGCCAUCAUUGGUAUAAACAAGUUGUGUAUUCAACCUGUCGCCUCACAACCACAUUAACAGUGUGAAUGCAAAGCUGCUUUUAUCACACAGAUCAGUUGAACGCCUUGGGAUGGAGCUUUGAUGGCAGUCUGGAUGCUAGCUAUUCCACUAAUAAUUUUUAGCAAUCCAAUUCAAGCUAAUAAACCCCAAAAGGCUUAUGAAAAUAAAUAAAAAAGCACUAUACAAAGCACAGUGUGGCAGAUUUUCACCAGAGAAAUUGAAGCAACAUCAUGGAUUGUUAUCAUAGGUAAUUAACAAAUGUGUACAAAUUAUAAGAACAUUGCAUUCCUUCAUGAAUUAUAAAAAAAUUAAUUCAAAAUUAUUCUCAACUUCAUUCACACAUUUAAAAUAUUGCCCCACGCAUUUAAAAUAUUUCCCCAAAUUUGCCAGUCUUUAUUUGGAAAGCAGUUCUUGUGUUCUAGCACUUGGUUUGCAUAAAUUUACAAAGACAUUGAUGCACAUUUGUGCAUACACGAUUGAUUAUUGCAUCCCCUAAAGCGUAUGAGAAAACAGACUUAAUAGUGCAAUAUGAAUUUCAAGGGGCAUAUGGUGUUUUUAGUGAAAUGUGUUUGAAUGACUAAUUACUGUUGAUUGAAAGGUGAAUUCUACUAUUUUACCACUUAGGUUCUCAGUGUUAAAUUAGUCCAUGGACAAUGAAAAAAUGUAAUUCAUGGUUCAGAUUCCUGUAAACGGCCAUUACAAACUUCAGCUAACUUUAGCCGUAAAUGAAAUGGGGGCAUGUGAUUUAAAAAAAAUAUUUAAAAAAAAUUAAUAAUAUAUAUACACAUUCAUCUAAAUGAUUAUUAGG